Diceros bicornis minor is the source of this 1636-nucleotide messenger RNA. It is a transcript of the gene PSORS1C2, whose product is annotated as psoriasis susceptibility 1 candidate 2. The transcript has 2 exons. Lineage: Eukaryota; Metazoa; Chordata; Mammalia; Perissodactyla; Rhinocerotidae. The record is from RefSeq and is a predicted model, not a curated record. The coding region runs from base 816 to 1226 and encodes 136 amino acids.
CAGGGAGCUGAGGCAGCUUCUUCCUGGGCCUCUGGGCCGUGACUGAUGGAGCCAGCUCAGGGGUGGGGAGAAGGAAUCAGGAUGUCCUCAUAUUUCCUUCCUUAUCUGCAGUCACUCCAGGUGGCUCUUGAUGAAAUUCCUCAGUUGUCACUGCUUGGGAGGCCCCCUGCGUGCCUGAAGAAGGCAUGUGCCGGGGAGCAGCGUGGCUGGGUCCUGAGGAGAGCAGAAGUUCCAGGGAAAGAACUGAGCCCGGAGGGGGAGGGUUCAAAGUUGGGUGUAAGGGUGGGGGAGGUUCAGUGGACUAGCUGAGACUGUCCUAGUUGCAUCCCAGGUAUUCAAAGUGAGCAACUACCCCCCCCCCCCGCCCCCCGCCCAGCGUCCUGCCUCCUGGCCCAUGUAAUUACACUGCUUCCCCACGCGUGCUUUGCUCCCAUUCCUUGGCUUCCAAUGGCUUGGUGGAAGUCUCUGUGAUUAUGGAGAUGAUGCAUGGGUAUUGAUUCCUGCAGGGUGUGUAUGGAGGAGCACCUGAAAACAAAGGUGGGGUGAUCAAGGUUGGGGUCAUCGAUAGAGCCAGGGUGGCUGGGUCCUGAGCUGGGGGACUGAAAUGAGGGACGCCAGCCUCAGAGAUUACACAUCAGCCAUGGCCUUCCAAACAGGUUUGACCAGUUAGGUUCUGAUGAGAUUCCUUGUGUCACUGGGCUGGCCCCUCCCCAGAGAUUGGCCUCCUCCUCUCCCUCCUCUCAUAUAAAGCCUCUUGGGGUUCCCAGUUACCCAGACUCAGCCCACCCCCAACUUUGGGGGUUCAGGAGACAGCCAUGAUGCUCAACUGGAAGCUACUGGGGGUCCUGGUCCUUUGCCUGUAUGCCGGAGGCAUCUCGGGCAGCGGAGACCACCCCUCUCUCCCACACACCGAGGCCCGAGAGGAGGAGGGCUCCCCACCAUUGCCUCAUGGCCCCCCAAUCCCCGGUGACCCCUGGCCAGGGGUACCCCCUGUCUUUGAGGACCCCCCACCUCCAGAACCCAAUCAUCCCUGGAGAGACCUGCCUGAAUCUGGAGUCUGGCCUCCUCAGCCGCCUACAAACGAUCCCCCUCAACCUCCCCGGCCAGAUGACCCCUGGCCGGCAGGACCGCAGCCUCCAGAAAACCCCUGGCCUCCUGCCCCUGAGGUGGACCACAGAUCUCUGGAGGAGCCAGACCUUGACCCACCCCGGGAAGAGUACAGAUAAGGGGAUUCCCUAGAGGCGUCCUGGGCCUCCAGGCAGAGUGUACCCAAGCCCAUCUCUACCCUUCUGAUUCCCCUGAAUUCUCCCCAAUUUAGCCUGACUCCUUAUUCCCUUCCUCAUUCUUUCAAUUUUAUUCUGAACCCUGAAGGUGUCAUUCCCAAUAUUUUCUGCCCCCUCUUGAGAUCCAUACUCAGUCCUCACAUUUCCCCUCCUUUUUUCUCUGAGAGCUGAAGCACACAGCUCUACCUCGUGUUCAGUCCUCUCCCUGCUACCAGCCUCCCACCUCCUCUUCCCCAUACCUGGGACUCCUGGGGCAGUGCGGGCGGCACUGUGUUCUCUGCUGCCACCUGGUGGCCUAUGAUGGGAACUAUCUGGAGACAAAGAUGGUGCUUCCAUGAAAUGGAAAAAUAAAA